Molecule: messenger RNA, 990 nt
Organism: Scleropages formosus (Asian bonytongue)
Lineage: Eukaryota; Metazoa; Chordata; Actinopteri; Osteoglossiformes; Osteoglossidae
Gene: or6at1
Product: odorant receptor, family 6, subfamily AT, member 1
Exons: 1
Coding region: 1-990 (329 amino acids)
Biological process (GO): G protein-coupled receptor signaling pathway
Cellular component (GO): membrane
Molecular function (GO): olfactory receptor activity; G protein-coupled receptor activity
Source: RefSeq, a predicted model, not a curated record
AUGAACUCCUCUCGUGUUGUGACUGAGUUCAUAAUCGUUGGAAUGUCAGGCUGGAAGGACAAACAGACAGUCUUCUUUCUUAUUUUCCUACUUGCUUAUGCAGCCAUCCUGGGGGGCAACAGCAUGAUCAUAUACUUGGUACGUACAGACUCCCGGCUGAGCUCCCCGAUGUAUUUUUUCCUCCACAAUCUGUCCUUUGUGGACAUCAUCUACACAAGCAUAACCAUGCCCAACAUGCUCUCUGGCUUUCUGACGGAGAUUAAAACUAUCUCAGUCAGUGGUUGUUUUGCCCAGAUGUAUGUCUUCCUCUCCAUGGCAGUGGUUGGAAGGGCCCUGCUGACCGUCAUGGCAUUCGACCGCUACGUGGCUGUCUGCAUCCCUCUGCGUUACACAGCCAUCAUGACCCCGAGACUGCAGCACCAACUGAUUGCUGGGGCUUGGUUGUUUGGGGCAACAAUUGCGGUGCCAAGCUUUGUGAUGGCUGUCCGCCUGCCCUUCUGUGGGCCCAAUCGGGUGGAGCAUUGCUUCUGUGACCACUCCUCCGUGGUGCGGCUGGCAUGCGCCGACACCUCAAUGAACAGUGCAGUGGCGCUGGCCGGUGCACUUGUUGCUCUCCUCACCACAUUGGCACUGAUCCUGUCCUCCUAUGUGGCCAUCGGCAUCUCCAUUGCCCGCGCAGGAUCAGCAGAGGGCCGGUGGAAAGCCUUCGGCACCUGUGUGGCCCACCUGACAGUGGUGUCAAUAUCCUACACGUCUGCAUCCUUUGUCUACAUUUCUUACAGGGUGGGCAACUUCUCCUCAGAUGUACGCAUCAUUGUGGCCAUUCUCUACUCUGCGCUGACCCCCUUGCUGAAUCCCCUGAUCUUCAGUCUGAGGAAUAAGGAGCUGAGGGAUGCAGCAAAGAGAGCUUUCUGUAAGCACGCAGUUAUUUUGCCGCAGAAGAAGGCCAUGGUUUUUAACUUGAGCAAAGCUUUAAAGCAGCCAGAGUAA